Messenger RNA from Venturia canescens, 2616 nucleotides. RefSeq names its product 1-acyl-sn-glycerol-3-phosphate acyltransferase beta-like. Gene Ontology annotation, biological process: phosphatidic acid biosynthetic process. Gene Ontology annotation, molecular function: 1-acylglycerol-3-phosphate O-acyltransferase activity. The record is from RefSeq and is a predicted model, not a curated record. The coding region runs from base 1000 to 1923 and encodes 307 amino acids. Gene Ontology annotation, cellular component: endoplasmic reticulum. NCBI's taxonomy places the organism in Eukaryota, Metazoa, Arthropoda, Insecta, Hymenoptera, Ichneumonidae. The transcript is spliced from 6 exons.
UUGACCGUCACCGGAAAACAAAAAUCAUAAUUCGUUUGUCAGUCUGAGAGGCCCUUUCGGACCCUGUCGAGCCAAGAGCCUCCUACACGAACAUGUCGUGCAGAAAGAAAGCAGAGUGGUGUCGUAUGAACUGAUUCAUCGCACUGCUGCCGGACACAUUCUCACGACUUCGAUCGAUAAACUCAUCGCACACAUGACGACUCGAUUGUCGCGAGACUUCGAGUGAGAAUUUAACAUCCAAAUAUUGAGCAACUCUCACGAAAACUUAUCGACGAAGGACUCAAUCAGUUGCGGGUGCACGAAAGAGAAAGAGAAAUGAGAAUCGGCUUCAAAUUUUCCUGGGAGGAACGCAAUUUUCGAAAAUCUAAUUUUAAGAAAAUUCAAUUUUCUCUAUGAAAAAUGAGCAAACGAAAAAUUCGAUCGUUUACUCUUUAAUGAAAAUUCACUGCGUCGAUCUGUGGCCGCAUUAAUUCCCUAUCGUAUUCGGUUACGAAAAGUUUGUUUUUGAGAAUAAAAGUGACAGAAUGGCACGAGACUUCGUGUCAAUUGAGCUGAAAAGUGGGAAAAUUUCUGACGAAAAACGACCGAUAAUGCGGGUCACAGCCGAAUCGUCGUCGCAUGAAUUGUCUUGUGUACAAAUGUCUCAUCGUUUCUGUGUCUGUGCACACACGUUUACAUUCACACAUCUGCGUUUCGCAGUAGCCCGCACGCUAUAGAUCGAAUUCUGAGUAUAAUUGAGAAAGAGAGAGAGAGAUACGAAAGAGACACAUGCGAUUGUGAGUUUAUCGAGGAACGCUGGUGUUCGUAUUCUGGGCUUACACAUAAGCGAUCGGUCUACGCUUCACUCCGCAUUUCCCAUUUAAUCGGACGCUCCGAGUCGCGCAUGUUAGUGAUAAAUGAAUAAAAAUCAAAUUAUCCGACCGUCAAGCGUAGUCGCUCAUUUCUAUCGGUUUUUCUUCUUUGCUCAAUAGUCGAUAAAAAUUGUGCUUCGUUUAGUGCAUGAUUCGACUUUCGAUCAUGGCAUUCCUGGAGGGCUCGAGCUGGAACACCGUUGCCUUAAUACCGUUGGUCCUCUUCGUAAUCUCCUGUUUUUUUGAGAGUAACGAUCCUGUCAGAUUCUUCGCCAAAUACGCGCUCUACGUAAUUUACAGCUCUUCCAUCGCAGUUCUCAUGCUACCUUACACUCUUCUGUCACCGAAAAAUGUCAGGAACUCUCGUGACGGAGCCUUUUUUAUGCGAUACUACACGAAAUUGCUCGGCAUUGAAUGGGAUAUCAGAGGCAAAGAGGAGCUUGGCAAAGAAAGAGGCUGCAUCGUCGUUGCCAACCAUCAGAGCAUCCUCGAUGUACUGGGUAUGUUCGUCAUGUGGGGGACAAUGGACAAAUGUGCAGCUGUGGCGAGGCGCGCCGUUUUUUACGUAUUCCCGUUCGGUCCGAUGGCCUGGCUCGCCGGUGUCGUUUUCAUACGCAGAGGGGAUCGGGGAAAAUCGAUGGAAACAUUGCUCGACACGAGCGAACUCAUUAAAAAUCAAGCGACGAAGCUAUUCAUCUUCCCGGAGGGUUCGAGGAACAAGGACAUAUUGAAGAACGGAUUGGGCUUGUUCAGGAGAGGCGCCUUCAGGCUAGCGAUUCAUAAUCAAGUGCCAAUUCUGCCGAUCGUAUACUCGCCGUAUUACUUUAUCGACAGCGAGACUCGAUUUUUUGGUCACGGAAAAAUGAUCGUGAAAACGUUGGAGCCAAUUCCAACGGUGGGACUCGAGGAGAAGGACUUGGAUGACCUCAAAGAAAGAACUCGGACAAUAAUGCAGGAGGAAUUCGAUAAACUGGCGAUCGAAGUCCUCGCAGCGUUGCCCAAGGAUUACCCUGCCAACGUUGCGAGUCGAAAUCACUUCGAGAAAUCAAAAAAUGUGGCAAAAAGUUUAUGAUGCCGGAGAGGCGAAUGAACUCUUUUAACGUUACUGCAAAUUCGUUUUUUUCAAUGGACGAAUUUAUCUGAAUGAGAAUUAUUGAAUCAUCUAGGUUAUAACAAUCACGAAAAUUCCUUUCUCUGACUCAAAAAGUCUUGAAGAAUUUUCAAAUAUUUUUGAUAAUCGAGCUCGGGAGUGAAGACCAUUAGCUGAAAGUAUUUGGAUCCGAGAUACUUAUUCAAAUUCCAUAAUGAAAAAGAACUAUUUGAAAAACUGACACUCUGAUUAUUUUCAAACUUUUACUGAUUCGAUUUUAAUUUUAUGGAGUUUGAACUCGAUCAGAAUCUUUUGCAAACGUGAAGAUUUCAUUGAGAAAUAUCAACUUUUCAAAAUCAAAGUAUCGCUCCGUUCAUUUUUCAAUUAUUACGAUUCAUUCGGAUUUUGUUUCUCAAUGUAAUUACGCGAGUUCGUAAUGGAUAUUUUGUUGUCGGAGUUUAUUCUGAGAGUUUCAGUCUCCAAGAAAUAGGAUUUUAUAAGAAUUUUGACAUUUGAAAAACAAAAUCGUGGCUGUAAUUUGUGGAAUUUGUCAUAAAAAUAAUUAUUUCAUUUAGAAUUAAAUGAAAAAUACUUUUACGCCAAGAACAAUGGUGUUAGCUAGCUUAGAAAAAGACUUUCUGACAAUGGAUAAUCGAUCUCUGUGGAAUUGGAGGA